This is a messenger RNA of Linum trigynum, 450 nucleotides long. Lineage: Eukaryota; Viridiplantae; Streptophyta; Magnoliopsida; Malpighiales; Linaceae. The record is from the annotation of a GenBank genome assembly.
AUGGCUAGCCUAAAGCCAGAGAUAGCCGCGGCGGUUAAGGUUUUCGAACCAAACUCGUUGCGGCCUGCUUUUCUUCCUGCACGUUAUAAAGAAGAGGAGCUGGCCAGCUGGAGGAGUACAAUUGGGCGAUUCCCGAGAGCAGGCGGAAUUGGAGGAGGUGGCAUCAGGUCGGGCGGCAGAGGGGCGAAUGCGCCCAUCGGCACAGGGCCGUCGACAGGUGGUGCCGUCACCUCAACUCGGCAAGCUCCUAGGCCGCUACCGAAGGGAUUCGUGAGACUAUCACCACAGGAGAUUGAGCAGAAGAGGAGAGAGGGAAAGUGUUUUAACUAUGACAAGAGGUUCACCGUGGGGCACAAGUGCGCCAAACCCGAUUUGAUGAUGCUGGUGGGUCGCUGGGAAGAUGAGGCAGAGGAGGAAGCAGCUGAAGAAGGACCGCCGAAAUUGGAGUAG